Cryptotermes secundus is the source of this 1662-nucleotide messenger RNA. RefSeq lists its product as uncharacterized. Lineage: Eukaryota; Metazoa; Arthropoda; Insecta; Blattodea; Kalotermitidae. Gene Ontology annotation, biological process: negative regulation of circadian rhythm; negative regulation of DNA-templated transcription. The transcript is spliced from 5 exons. Bases 137 to 886 code for a protein of 249 amino acids. The record is from RefSeq and is a predicted model, not a curated record.
AGUGUAGCGCUGACAGUGCUAGGACGCAGCAGUGGUGCGCUGCUGUUGCUCAAGUCUCCAUUCACACGGCAACCCUGGCCCUCCUUCUCUGCCCCGUUGUAAUUGCACGUGGAACUGACAGACGUGGAGUUCUGCAAUGGCGCCCACUGUGUACAUCUCGGACAUAGCCAGCAAUCCAAGCAGAAGUCACCAGCAUCCGGACACGUUGGAUGACUUCCUCGAGGGCGACCUGCGUGUCAGGAGACGACCUCAUCGCCCCCUGAGGAUCCACAAGGACCGACGGACUCGAGGCAGUGUCUGGCUGCAGUCUCCACAAAUGGGACUGACUGCUGAUGAUCUGCAGCAACAAGCCACAUCACGGGGGGAAGAGGAGGCGAGCAUUUCCGCUAACAGUAUCAGUAGCAGUUGCAUUGACACUAGAAGCAGUAAUCCCGAAUAUGGAAGUGAGGGCAGUCAGGACUGCAGUUCUCCAUCCGACAAGCAGGAGAAGUGGUGCAGGGAAGAGAUUUUGGAGCACCAGCAACAGCAGUGCCAACGACUUCUGCUGUUGCGGAAGCGUGAAGGCCUGUUGGACAUCACAGUGAGGACUGUGAACCUCGUGAGGAGGAAUCAACAGCUGCAACACCGCCUAGCUGCCCUGCAGGCCGAGACCAGGGCGUUCGUCAGAUCUGUUCUGAACAACCCAGAGAAUCAGGCAGUCCGAGAACUAACCUCAAGGUCAAAACGGAAGUCAAGAAAUGAGGAUGAAAAUGAAGAUAACAGCAGCAAGAGACUGAAGCUGGACUCAGUCACCAGCACUACAAUCGCCACUGCUGCCACUACCAACAGUGCUACAAAGCUGGAGCAGGAUCCGGCUAUCUCAGAGAGUGACAACAAUCAGAAAUGAGACCGGUGUUCACCAUAUAUAGAAACAGUUAGUAUUUAUGAGAGAAGUGAUAGCAGUUUUGGAACAUUUGCUACACUUACAGUUUCUGGAAAAGAAGUUAGCACCUGUGCAGAGGUACGGUUUUUGUCUCUCAGGACUUUGUGAAGAUUAUGAAAUUAUAAGACUGUAUGAUGCAUGGUCUUCGAUAUUGGCUUCAUUUGCAGACAGGGGUAUGAAACUUGGAGGUGGCAAUGGAGUAAUGAAAUUGCAACAAAGAAAACAGAGAGUCGAUCUGUUAUGUAAACUUCAAAAGCAAUAGUUCACAAACCAAAGUAGUUCUGAGAGUUAUACAUGUGAAUGCUAUUUCAGUUUUAGUUUUUAAUGUAAGUUACUGCUUCCAAUACUACGUUCAAAUUUUCAUACUGUAGGUAGUAUGAGUAAUAUAAACUAUGCGGCAAAUGUGCCUCUGUUAUCAGUAUUUUUUUCCUUCUCUUUUACAUCAUGCGUGUUAUCUUUGAUUGUAAAGAAUAAUAUCCCACAAAACAUAAAAACACUUCCUUUCUAAUUCAUAUCCUGCAUCGCAAGAAUAUAUGUGAAAACUUUGUUUUUGUAUAUCAUUUCAUAAAUUAAUUCUUUUAAGCUUCUUAUAUUCUUAAUCAGUGAGUUAUUGUCACUUUUAGACAGUUUGCAAAGCAAUACUUAAAAGACUUUUAAAUGUGUAUUACUAUUAUCUCCACAUGAUUUGUUGUGUAUAAAUAAUUACUAGUCCAAGCAGUUGUGUUAACAAAGCAAUGUGU